CAGCGACCAUGACUGGUGAGGCAGGUAGUGGUAGUGGUGGUGGUGGGGGAGGCCAGGAGGGCCCCCACACUGAGGGACCCCAGGGGAGGGGCCGGUGUCGACGGGCCCACACUCACCACAACUUCACAUUACAAACUUUUCAACUUGAGUCUUGAGACAUGGGGUUCCAGUUGGGUCGAGCAAGGGAGUUUGUGAGGAGGAACAUAGUAUUAUUUGUUAUGAUUCCAACACUCAUUGGCUUGCACUAUGGCUGGCAAAAGGUUCAAGAAAUUGAAAUAUAUGUCCCAAAGCAUGAGCGCAAGGAUCUUCCAGUUGUACAGGGUGCAAAGUAUAUUCAAGAAGAGCUGAGGAAUAAACUAGGACUUAAAAAAGAAUAAUACGCAUUCUUCAUUUUGUAUAUACUGUACAGUUCUUUUAAGUAUGUCAGGUGCACGAUUAGAGGAAGAGCGUGUGAAGGGCUUGUUUUGCCAUAGUGUGCUGGACCCAUCUUACAUCUCGAUGUUAACACAGUACCGGAAACUACUAUUCUCGGUAUAUGGACCAAAAGGAAGCUCAAUUUUGAUAUCAAAUUCUGUCGGAAGGGAGAGUUUGGCUGCAUCAUCAUCUGCAAUCAUUAAGGAGUUAUCAUUUGCCCAUCCAAGUGUGAAAUAUAUUAAUGCUCUGAUAAGUGCUCAGAAUUCAUCUUGUGGUCUUAAUGGCCUCUACACUGGGAUGCUCUGUGUAAGAUUGUUAGAAGAAUCCCACGAGUGUGAGAGGGACAUACCUCACCCUCUCAUUAGCAGUGUGUCGGAAUGGAUUAUAUCUGAACUACUGGAACUCCUAGCGCAUUCGCCUGACGAGGUCAUCAUGGACUUGGAUAUCGGGGACAUGAAACAAGUCACAUCAUUUGUUAAAACUAUACUUGGGACAAAGAAUUGUUUAAAUCUUAGUAGCAUGGAAGUUGAUGACCUUACUCUCAGUAUUGUUAAAGCAUUUCUCAAGAGCAUCCCCAAUGAAUACUCUUCUGGUGGUUUUGGUCAUGUUGCUGUUACCACCCAAGAGGAAUCUUCAUCUACAAAUACCAAGGUCUUUGAUGGUGUCCUGUACAGGGAACCAGACAUUAGUCCACAACGAAUUGAGAAGUUUAAAGGGUUAGGCAGUAUCAAUAUUGUGCUUUUCACUGUCCCCUUGUUAUAUAUUGAGAGGGAGACAGAAUCUGUAUGUUGGAGAGCAGGUGGAACAAAAGAGGAGAUCUUUAUCAAUAAAGUUGUUCCAUGUCUUCUUUCAUGUAUGAAGAGGAGGAAUAUCCACAUUCUUGCCAACCAAAAGCAAGUGCAUCCAAUUAUCAAGUUCGAACUUGAGCGAGAAGGGUUUUUGGUGCUAGAAAGAAUGGGUACAAACUUAUCUGAGGCAAUGACCAAACUGAGUGGUUGCCAUGCCAUCAGCAAUUUAGGUAAUCUAGCCCUGGAAAUGAAUACUGUUCUUCUUGGGAGGCUAAACACUGUAGAGCACAUUGUAUAUAAUGGAAAAAGUUACAUUCUGCUUGACCAUGAUGAGGGCUCUGUAUCAACACUCCUGCUUCCUGUAGCAAACCCAAUUGUUCUCUCAACUCUUAAGGAGACAACAGAGAGUUGUCUAGCAGCCUUAAGGUUGGUGGUGGUGGAUGGGAAGGUGGUGGCUGGUGGAGGGUGUCUGGAGGCAUGGGCUGCAAGCAAAGUCAAAUACCUCGUUAAUACCAACAUGCAACACCUUGUUGAUCUCACUGAUGCUUCACCUCACCAUAUUUUCAAGAUUGCAAGUAACUUCAUCCGUGUAUUCAUGGAAAUGGCUCUUCGGCCCAGAGGUGGACCCUCAACAACAAGGUUUGAUUGGUCUGUAGACUCUGUCUUCCACCAUUUGUGGCACACCCAGCCAAGAGUUUCAAGAGAAGAUGAAGGUGGAAGCUGCAGUACACAAACAUCAAAUGUCACAUGUGUGUGUGGUUUAGUAAGAGAAGUGGUUAUAAAGAAUAAAUACAAUGGACUGUGGUACCCUGUUGAAUUCGAGUUACAUCAUGACUUUACAGAGCAAAGGUCACAUUGUAGUGAAAAUGAUGGAUACAUGAAAGCAACUGUGUCUCCAAGAAGUACAAAUGGUUGCAGCAUGAAAUCAGAUGAGAGUACAAAGAGCAGUGAUUCAUCAUUGAGUGACUUUGGCUUCCAUAACCUUGACUUGGAAGCUGAUAGCCUAGAUGAGGCAGGAGGCACUACAGAAGAAGAAGUGGAUAGUCUUGAGAAAAUCAUAGAUACUCAAGAAGAAGAAAUUGACAGUUUAGAAGGAAAAAUUAACAGCUUUGAGGUUGAGGAAGAUAUGGACAGUUUGGAAGACGUGUUGGAUGGAAUUACCGAGUCAAGUCAUCUAAAAGACAACAAGCAUUCAAAAAUUAAACUUGAGACACAGGUACAGGGAGCAUUGUAUGACAGUUUCCCUGCAAAGUACAAUGCUAUUCGACUUGCCCUUGAAGGCUUUACCCAGUUGUUUCAUGUUGGUCAGUGUGUAUUUGAUAAGUGACAAGCUUAUUUUAAUUUAGUGAUGUACAGUGAAUAAAGGUAGCUUUAA
This is a messenger RNA of Procambarus clarkii (red swamp crayfish), 2577 nucleotides long. RefSeq names its product molecular chaperone MKKS. Gene Ontology annotation, biological process: chaperone-mediated protein complex assembly; cilium assembly; developmental process. Gene Ontology annotation, molecular function: ATP binding. Lineage: Eukaryota; Metazoa; Arthropoda; Malacostraca; Decapoda; Cambaridae. The record is from RefSeq and is a predicted model, not a curated record. Gene Ontology annotation, cellular component: cytoplasm; kinociliary basal body; nucleus.